Molecule: messenger RNA, 984 nt
Organism: Plenodomus lingam JN3
Lineage: Eukaryota; Fungi; Ascomycota; Dothideomycetes; Pleosporales; Leptosphaeriaceae
Source: RefSeq, a predicted model, not a curated record
AUGAAGUCCUCUGACCCCAUCCGCCCCAGCAGCCGUCGCGGCGCAUCAGGCGCAUGGAACCGCCUUAAGCCUGUUCGCGAAGAUCUACUGGAGACAUAUGGCCUACCUUCCAAGGGCGAGACGCGGUUAAACGAUUUCAAGACUCAAGAAACAUACUUCAACCGCAUCAUCGAGCGCUACAUGAAACUCUGUGCACUCAACCGCGAAGAACUAAACAUCCUCUUCGCCUCCAUAAGCAGCACACACAGCGCCAGCACCCCUUCCACCACCAUACCCUCCAACCUAACCGCCUCAUUCUCCUCCCUCGCCCUCUCCAAACAUGCCCCCAAACCUCCUCCUCCCCCACCUUCCACACCGCCCAGCACCACCAUCCCACCCAACGCCCUCACCCCCUCCAUAAACGAACUCUCCACCGUCCUCUCCUCCCUCCGCAAACUCCGCGAAGCAAUCACCGCCUCCAACCGCUGCGACGCCUUCGCCCUGCGCGCCUACUUCUUCGCCAUACACGUCAGCAUCCUCUGUGCAGACUGGUCCUCGUAUCUGCCCGCGCUGCACGCCCUCCUUUCGAAACUACACCCUAGGAAUCCACUCCCCCCACACGACCUCCGCGAAUACGUCGGUCUGCUGAUCCUCGAUCAGUGCUGUCGACAGUCUGAUUACGCAGGUGCCCGCGCCACCAAGUUGUUCUAUGGGUACAGGGAUUGGAGGGUCGAGGGUGUCAUGCAUGCGCUGGUGCAGGAUAAUUGGACGCAGUUUUGGCGCCUGAAGAGGGGCGUGGAUGGCUAUCAGCGCGCGGUUAUGGGGUGGGCGGAGAAAGGGGUGAGGGUCCAUGUGUUGAAGUGUGUGGGGAGGGGCUAUUUGAGUGUGGACAGGGCAUGGUUGGAGAGCGUUACCGAGAGGGCGUGGGAGGAAUUGGUGCAGGAUGGUGUGGGGUGGGAGUUGGUUGGGGACAAGGUCAUCAUCAGAAAGCCCAAGGGGAGCUGA